AUGCUAAAAAACAGCGAUGACGUUAAAAACAGCGACAACGCAAAAAACAGCAACAAUGCUAAAAACAGCAACAACGUUAAAAAACAACUCAGCAAACUCUUCCUCCAAAGAAAAUAUUAUCUGUGUGUGUGUCCAGGUGAGUUCAUUAAAGCUCUGUAUGAGUCAGAUGAGAACUGUGAGGUCGACCCGUCUCGCUGUGCGACCUCUGACCUCGCAGAGCAUCAGGCCAACCUGAGGAUGUGCUGUGAACUGGCCUUCUGUAAGAUCCUCGACUCCUACAGGGUCUUCCCCCGGGAGCUGAAGGAGGUGUUUGCGUCAUGGCGACAGGAGUGCGGUAACCGGGGGCGACCAGACAUUAGCGAGCGCCUCAUCAGCGCCUCAUUGUUCCUGCGCUUCCUGUGUCCGGCUGUGAUGUCACCGUCGCUGUUUGACCUGAUGCAGGAAUACCCCGACGAACGCUCAGCGAGAACUUUAACGCUCAUCGCCAAAGUCAUCCAAACCCUUGCCAACUUCAGCAAGUUCGGCACUAAAGAGGAGUACAUGCUGUUUAUGAACGACUUUGUGGAGCGGCAGUGGAGCAGCAUGCAGCGUUUCCUGCAGGAGAUCUCAAACCCUGAUGGACUGAACCACACCGCCGGCUUCGACGGAUACAUCGACCUCGGCCGGGAGCUGUCCACCCUGCACACCCUGCUGACCGAGCUCGACCAGUCGUGUCUGUCGAAGCUCGGUCCUCUUCCUCGGAUCCUGAGAGACGUGUCAGCGGCUCUGGCUAACCCGGGCGGUGUGGCUAACGCCGGGGGAGUUUCCGUGUCCUCCCCAGAGCCUCAGCGUGUGGUGUCUCCGCCUCCUAUGUCCCCACCCCCUCUGUCCCCGCCCCUCUCUCCUCCUCUGGCAGGUUGUAAUCCCUCCAUCGGCCUGCAGGGAGGCGUCGGACUGGAUGGAGG
Messenger RNA from Morone saxatilis (striped sea-bass), 944 nucleotides. RefSeq names its product disabled homolog 2-interacting protein-like. Gene Ontology annotation, biological process: regulation of GTPase activity. NCBI's taxonomy places the organism in Eukaryota, Metazoa, Chordata, Actinopteri, Moronidae. The record is from RefSeq and is a predicted model, not a curated record.